Dicentrarchus labrax (European seabass) is the source of this 1799-nucleotide messenger RNA. It is a transcript of the gene pdcd10a, whose product is annotated as programmed cell death 10a. Gene Ontology annotation, cellular component: Golgi apparatus; FAR/SIP/STRIPAK complex. The record is from RefSeq and is a predicted model, not a curated record. Lineage: Eukaryota; Metazoa; Chordata; Actinopteri; Moronidae. Gene Ontology annotation, molecular function: protein kinase binding. Gene Ontology annotation, biological process: positive regulation of MAP kinase activity; regulation of Golgi organization. The coding region runs from base 416 to 1054 and encodes 212 amino acids. The transcript has 8 exons.
CAGCUAUGUGAGGCAGAAAAACUUCCUGAAUGAGACACAAACCACAACAAGACGGGAGCGAGUAGCCCGUCGGAGCUCAUAACUGAAGCACUUGUCAGCCAUUGUUAUUGAACUUUUAUAUUUCCGCUGUUUUAUCAUUAAAUAGUUAGGUAGAGCUCGGGCGCUGGUCAGCUGAGGACAGAUUUGAUCACCUGCUGUAAAGUGCUAAUCUUAUGUUAGCGCAUUAACGCUACCUGUAGUCAACAUUACCCACCUCCUGUUCGUUGGCUGGUCGCUGCCCUUCUCUUCAGUGGCAGCAAUAACAUCGUCAGGUCCUUGUCUGCUCCCAUUCUGUCAGUCUCCGUAAGUGAUUGAAUGCGGUGAAACUGGCAUCAGUGGACAAGCACAAACACAAAGAGCCAUUGAUUGGUCAAGGAUGACCAUGGAAGACAUGAAGAAUGAAGCUGACACUGCCUUAACAGGCUCUAUGGCUCUCUACAAUGUGAUGUAUCCUGUCUUUAACCAGUUGGAGAAAGUCGACUUAUCAGCAGCGCAGACCUUGAGAACAGCUUUCGAAAAGGCAGAGAAGGAGAACCCGGGUCUGACUCAGAACAUUAUUAUGAAAAUACUGGAGAAGAAGAACUUAAAAGUCAACUAUAAUGAGGCUCUACUUCGCAUGGCUGCAGACGAUGUGGAAGAGUUCAUGAUUGACAGGCGAGAGCCAGAGUUCCAGGAGCUGAACGAGAGGGCCCGAGCUCUGAAACACAUCCUCAGCACCAUACCAGAUGAGAUCAAUGACAGAGUAGGCUUCCUACAGACCAUCAAAGACAUUGCCAGUGCCAUCAAGGAGCUGCUAGACACGGUUAAUGCCGUCUUCAGGAAAUACCAGUUUAAAUCUCAGAAUAGACGGGCACUGGAAAAGCAGAAGAAAGAGUUUGUGAAAUACUCGAAGAGCUUCAGUGACACUCUCAAAACCUACUUCAAAGACGGAAAAGCGAUAAACGUGUUUGUGAGCGCCAACCGGCUCACCCACCAAACCAACAUGAUCUUGGAGGCCUUCAAGACCGUGGUGUAGCAGCCUGAGAAGACACACACACACACACACACACACACACACACACACACACACACACACACACACACACACACACACACACACACACACACACAAGCAGAUAUUUUUUUAUUAGAGAAUAGGUGAUAUGAGGCUUUGUAAUUUGUAAAGACAUUUUAUUAUUUUUGGGUGUAUAAUUUAUAAAUCUGUGGCUUUGACGGGAGAUCAGGUAGUUUGAGGUUCAAAGCAAAUCAUGUUGACAGUAAUUGCCAGGGAUUUUUAACUCUCUUUUAUGUUGUUCUUUUAUCAGAUUCUUAAGUCAAUAUUUCUUCAUUCCUUUAUACAUUUCCCUCUCUGUUCAGGACCGUGUAGUUCUGAAGAAGUUUAGGAAAAAUGUGAUUAUUUCCAAUGUCCUUAAAAGUUUGGUGAUUGCACAAGUCUAAAAGAAAGUACAAUGAAAAGAAGCAGCAUUCAGUUUUUAAAAUACAUUCCCACAUGUCUGUACUCUGACUUUUAUUGUCGUUUUUUUUCUAUUGUAAGACAUAAUCUUGAUCUAUAUGGUGGUAUCUCACACUUUGCACUAAUAUCCUGCCACUAUCAGCAUGCAUUAUAUUCAACUUAAAUCAGAUAUGUUCAAAUCCUGUCAGGAAAUCAAGGUCUGGAGAAAUGUUCAGGAAUUUGAAAUGGAGACUGUCUGCUUUCUUUGUCCUGUACUCCUUCACCCAGUACAUCAUAAACCAUCACCAUCCAGGUGAGCAGUAACUCA